AUGAGUGUUGCAAGUUAUAGUAGAUGUCGUAUUCAAUUUAUUCCGAAUGAUCGACAACGUCCGGAACGUAAUUAUUCAGAUAGAACAUUAAUUGAAUUGAGACAAUAUGAUUUUGGUGAUUAUUCAUUACGAGCUGUUGAUGUCGAUAAUAAUAAAGCCGAAAUCUUUAAUAUUCCAUUUAAACAAUCAGAUCAAUAUAAACGUGGACAAACAGUCAAUCAACCGGAUGAGAUUCAUAGUAAUGCUGGAACUUAUAGGGUUUGGUUGAAUGAUGCUACAUAUAAUCAAUUUCAUAAAGAAUUAGAUAAAUGUAUUGCACAACUAUCUUUUGGUGAACAAUCGCAUUUAACUUUAAACGAAUCAGAUCAAGACACUGAUGACAACGAUACUAAUGACACCAGUGAUACCUCCGAUGAUGAUACUUAUAGUGAACCUGAUACAACUGAUUCACCUAUUGCUUCUCCAAAAGAACUUCUACUCGAUGCUUAUCGUUUGGGUAAAUAUAUUGAAGUAGGUGCUGGAACUGCAGCUGCACAAUUAGCUUCUCAAUUAGCUUCACAAAAUAUUCGACUUCAAGCAAAAUCAUCGAGAACAACUGAAAAUGAAAAAGAAUUCACAAUUUAUGUUCAACUUGAUGGUGAUGAAUAUGGUAUUGAUCAAAAUGGUGGAAAAAUUCCUGUUGAUGUCUUUCAAUUAACAACAGUUCGUGAAUUACGUGCAGCUUUUGAAUUUGCAUAUCAAUAUCCUCCAAAUAAUCAAUAUUUUUUUGUUAAUGGUUGUUUAGCUCAUGAUAAUUCAACAAUGAGAGAUUUAAAUGUUGGACCAAAUUCUUUAUUUGUUUUAUUUGUUUUAACACAUCCAAAAAUAUUUCGAAAUACUGCAAGUGGUUCUUGGGAAUGUUCAAUUUGUAGAAGAACUAAUGAUCAACAUCAUGUUCGAUGUAUGACAUGUACAGCAGCACGUACAGACUGA
This is a messenger RNA of Rotaria sordida, 972 nucleotides long. The record is from the annotation of a GenBank genome assembly. Lineage: Eukaryota; Metazoa; Rotifera; Eurotatoria; Philodinida; Philodinidae.